Durusdinium trenchii is the source of this 2070-nucleotide messenger RNA. The record is from the annotation of a GenBank genome assembly. NCBI's taxonomy places the organism in Eukaryota, Dinophyceae, Suessiales, Symbiodiniaceae.
AUGUCGACGAUUGUGGCACAGCCUGGGUCCCGCCAGAGAUGGGCGGACAUGGUCGACAGCCAGAGUCAGGAGUCUUUGGGCGAGAUUCAGACUCAGCCUCCUCCUCCGAUCCAUCAAGACUCCUACCAGGAGAGCCAGGCCUCACAGGUUUGCAGCCAGGGUGGCAUUUGCGAUCUCCUGCAGAGCAAGGCCGAGAUCGAGGACACGCAAGAAGCACCGCCCACGCGCCUGACUCGGCGGAAGCAUUUGCAGGAGGACGCUGAUGGCAGUGAUGAUGAGAUGACACUUCCACGCGGACAAAAGCGUGAAAACAAGGCCAUGGAAACCACCGGCUCAUCUUCAGCUGCUGCACCGGCCACAAAGCGCCAGAGAUCCUUCCCGCAGGAGGAGGUCCGCCCUGCACCUGGCGACGCAGUGGUCCACCCUGCCACGACGGCACCAGAGGCCAUGGAUGACCACGGAACGGACGACGCCGCAUCCACGGGAGACGAUGCGGUGGCUGCGCGCAUGCGGAAGCGCUAUCGGCUCAUCCAGGUGCACAAGAGCCGAGACGACUACCAGUUGUUCAACGCCGCACGACCUCGUGAUGUGCGCACUGAGGACGAGCCGCACACACCAGACCCCACGGCCCACCCGUCGAAGCGCCAGUGGGAGUCAGUUGUGCAGAAGUGGCGCGAGGGGUUGCGCGAGCAGCUUGGCAUGCUCGUGAGGGGCUGUUGGGACUUCCAUCGGCCGGAGUUCGUCGGUGUAGCCGGAGUGAGGUGGAGCGGCGGCUUGAGCCUACCUGCUGAGGUGGAAAGGUGGAACAUGGGCAUGGUGGAGGACCUCUUCUUUAGCCGAACUAGGAUCAUCCACCUGAGUGAUGCCGAUGGAAAUGAUGAGCUGGACUUCCAAGAAUUCUUGCACGUGAUGUCCACUCAUGAGCUUACUCACACCAAGGCCCUGCGUUCAGCGUUCCAGAAGAAUGCUGGGCUUGGAGGAACCACCUGUUCGCGUGAAGAGGUGUCCAACCUCUUGCAGAAGUUGGGCUACUUCCCAGGCGAGGAGGAGCUGGACGGGAUUUUCACCUCAGAUGCGAACGGUGUGGAGGACUUUGACUUCAACUUGACCCGUGUGGUCACGACCAGCUGCCGGCGGCAUUUGGCCAAGGUGGCCAGAUGCAAUGCCUAUUUUCCUGAAGUUCAUUUGCAAAUUCUGGAGAAGAUGUUCCAGGAACAGCUCUUAAGCUCUGGCUCGCGAUUGGAACGAGGAGGUAUGAUUUGCUUGCUGCAGGGCUUUGGUGUGCCCAUGAACACCUUGCAGGAGCGAGAUGCCAUUCUUGCCUUGGUCGACCCAGCAAGGCGUUCAGCCCAAGUGGCCGGUGCUGAUCACGGAGAGUUUGGCAGCCACAUGCUGACCUUCCCGGUGCUGCUUCAUUUGUUGCGGAAAAUUGCCUCGAAUGGUCAGAUGCAAGUCAUGGCGAGGGAGUUAAAGGCCAUGAAAGAUGCAAAGGUUUCACACGCAGAAGUGGUGGAGUUCCGGCAGGUCUUCAAUCAGCUUGCGAUCGAAGCAAAGCUGGAGAAGUCACCGCCUAAGCUUCAAGCGCUGCAGGCUGCGGCGGCGGCAUCGCCUGGGGGACGUCGGCGGUCCAUGCCAGAUCUCAGUGCUAUGAUGGCGGCCAACCCAGCCUUCAGCGGCAUUGAUGCAGAUCCCAAUUUUCAAGCGCUCAAGGCUUCUCUCUUCAUCAAUGGCAAUGCCCUUUGUAUUUCUGUGACCGCUCUCAUCGGGAUGCUCCGCUCCUUGGGCGUGCGCAUUAGCGAGAAGCAGCUGUUGGAAUUGACCAACAAGGUUCGCCAGCUGGCGGAGGAAGAGGAUUUGGCAGUGGAUCUCACGCAGGGCGUGGAUUUCGCUGCCUUCUUGCGUGUGAUCAGGUGGAUGCUGGACGUGAACUUUGGCGACAUCAACACUCGUGCCGCAUCAAAGGCAAGAACCAAGGCGCCACUGCGUGCCCGAAGUCACCACGCCCUCCCUGAUACCUCGGAAGAUCCGCCUCCAACAAGGACGCAGCGACGACGUGCAUCCGCCUUUUGA